Molecule: messenger RNA, 1758 nt
Organism: Aspergillus costaricaensis CBS 115574
Lineage: Eukaryota; Fungi; Ascomycota; Eurotiomycetes; Eurotiales; Aspergillaceae
Product: 3-dehydroshikimate dehydratase
Exons: 3
Coding region: 1-1758 (585 amino acids)
Molecular function (GO): shikimate 3-dehydrogenase (NADP+) activity
Source: RefSeq, a predicted model, not a curated record
AUGUCCGCCACCACCACUUCCGACCCCCGGCGCUACGCCUACCUUGUCGGCAUCGGGGUAACCCACUCCAUCGCGCCCCCGAUGCACAACUACUCCUUCAACAGCAUGGGCUACCCAUGGACCUUCAUCGCGCAAGAAUGCCCGACCGUUGAAGAUGCCAUGACACUCUUCCGUCAGCCCACCUUCGCCGGCGGGGUGGUAACCAUGCCCUAUAAGCGCACCAUCAUGGAGCAUCUCGACGGGCUAGAUGAGUACGCCGUGCGCCUCCAAGCGUGCAAUAAUGUCUAUCGCGCAGAAGAUGGCUCAUUGCGCGGGACGAAUACAGACUGGCGUGGGAUCAAGGGGUGCUUGCUAUCAGCUGAUCCCGAGGAGAAAGGGAGGGGUAAGGCCGCGGUUAUUGUGGGUGCUGGGGGAGCGUGUCGCGCGGCGGUGUAUGCGCUGUAUGCGGAAUUGGGAUGUACGCCUAUUUAUGUGGUGAAUCGGGAUGAGGAAGAGGUUAGGGUGUUGAGGGAGGAUACGGAGAAGGAGUAUGGGGAGGGGUUGAAGAUGGUUCAUGUUGAGAAGAUGGAGCAGGUUGCGGGUUUGUUGGAGAAGGCGGCGCCAGGGUAUAUCGUUGGGACGGUUCCUGAUGCGGAGCCGGUGACAGCGGAGGAGAAGGAAGUGCAUCGCAUUGUGGAGGCGUUUUUGGAUGCUCCUACUAAGGGGGUGUUGCUGGAUAUGUGCUUCAAGCCGAGACAGACGAGGUUUCUGAAGAUGGCGCGACAGCGUGGAAAGCAUAUAAAUGCACACCCAAGGUUCAUGCUACGCUUUGAAUAUCACAUACAUUGUAUUAUCGCCCAGGCCGGCUUCCAAGGAGUGGAGAUUUUCUACGAAGACCUGGAAUACCUUGCCAAAGAAAAGGGAGAACCGACAGAAGAGAAUCUCCUAGCUGCCGCCCGAGAAACCAAGGGCAUUUGUAACCAUUACGGCCUGGAAGUGAUUGGCUUACAGCCGUUCAUGUUUUAUGAGGGCCUGCUGGAUCGAGAUGUCCACCAACAGAAAAUCGCCAAACUUCACACCUGGUUCAAGAUUAUCAAGAUCCUCGGCACCGAUAUCAUCCAAAUCCCGUCAAAUUUUCAGCCCGAUGGCAUCUCAGGAGACCUUGAUCUUAUCAUCUCCGACAUGAUCGAGGUGGCCGAUCUGGGCCUGAAGCAAGAGCCGCCAGUUCGCUUUGCAUACGAGAGUCUCGCCUGGGGUACCUAUGUCUCAACAUGGGACACUAUGUGGGAAAUCAUCCAACGGGUGGAUCGCCCCAAUUUUGGUUGUUGUCUGGAUACCUUCAACAUCGCCGGUCGGGUAUGGGCUGAUCCCGCCAGUCCUUCGGGAAAGGUCCCUGACGCAGAUGCUGUGCUGGCCCAGUCGUUAGAUCGUCUGGUCAAGACCAUCGACGUAAAAAAGGUCUUUUAUGUUCAGGUUGUCGAUGCAGAAAAGAUGGAGCAGCCGUUGGUCCCAGGCCACCCAUUCCACGUCGAUGGCCAGCCGGCCCGCAUGAACUGGAGCCGCAACGCGAGAUUGUUCCUCUAUGAACAGGACAAAGGUGGAUAUCUCCCGGUAUUUGAGGUGGCUCGGGUUAUUCUGAAGGAGCUUGGAUUCGAAGGAUGGGUAUCGAUGGAGUUGUUCUCCAGAACCAUGGCGGAUCCGGAUCCGACCGUGCCGCAAAGUCAUUCUCAGCGAGGCAUCCAGGCCUGGCAAAAGUUGGCCAAGGAGUUAGAUCUAUAA